AUGGAUUCAUAUUCGGAUUCUUCAAGUUCGGCUGAUGCAGAAGACACCGCACUUUAUCAAGAACUCACUCGACAGAUACUGAUGCUUACAGAUGAAGAUGAUGAUCGGUAUACGGUGGAGCCACGGCGGAGACCGGUGGUUCAUGGUGGUGUUGGAUCAAGACCGGUGGCUAGGAACUACUAUAGUUGGUCGGAGAGUGUGAGAAGUCCGGUCCCUGGUUGGAUGGAAAGUUUGUGGGCUAAUGGUGGCGGUGGCACCGGAGUGUUCAUACCUAGCGGUGUUGCUGUUGCCGCCUACAGUGGUGGUGGAAAGAAGUUCGGUAGGAGAAGGCGUAAUAAUAAAGUAAGGAAAAAUAAUGAUAGAGGUGGUGGACAAAAGAUACAUGGUUAA
Molecule: messenger RNA, 390 nt
Organism: Lactuca virosa
Lineage: Eukaryota; Viridiplantae; Streptophyta; Magnoliopsida; Asterales; Asteraceae
Source: the annotation of a GenBank genome assembly